Messenger RNA from Funneliformis caledonium, 210 nucleotides. Lineage: Eukaryota; Fungi; Glomeromycota; Glomeromycetes; Glomerales; Glomeraceae. The record is from the annotation of a GenBank genome assembly.
AUGUCAAAUGAAUACCUUACAUGGAUAGAAAAAUCAAUUGCCAAAGAAUAUUUGAAUUAUUAUAAAUAUUCAGACUUCAAAAAGAUACAACCAAUAGGAAGUGGUAAUUUUGGAAACGUUUAUCGUAUUAAUUGGAAAGAUACUGAUUCCAUAUUUGCUUUGAAGUUGUUAGAUGAUAAUAAGUUAAUGGUUAAAGAGAUUGUCAAUGAG